Cimex lectularius (bed bug) is the source of this 1610-nucleotide messenger RNA. RefSeq names its product paired mesoderm homeobox protein 2B-like. NCBI's taxonomy places the organism in Eukaryota, Metazoa, Arthropoda, Insecta, Hemiptera, Cimicidae. The record is from RefSeq and is a predicted model, not a curated record. Gene Ontology annotation, molecular function: RNA polymerase II transcription regulatory region sequence-specific DNA binding; DNA-binding transcription factor activity, RNA polymerase II-specific. Bases 7 to 852 code for a protein of 281 amino acids. The transcript has 4 exons. Gene Ontology annotation, biological process: regulation of transcription by RNA polymerase II.
AGUGGGAUGGACUACUCGUACCUAAACCAAGCGGCGGCUGCGGCGGCGGCAGCCGGUUUCGACGGCUCUUCUUGCAGUUUGAGCGGCGGCGGUGCAGGGAUGGAAGCACCUCCGUUGGGCACUUGUUCCUACCCGGAUAUCGGCUCCUGCAGCCAAAUGUCAUACAGGUACACCAUGGGACGUAGCUAUAACUCGACCACCACCGGCAUGUCCGCCCUCGGCCCGGCAUCCCAAUGUCCACCAGUUAUGCCGAGGAGUCAUCAGGAUCACAGAGCGCCCAUAUUUCCUACUACAAUGAAUUUACAAGGUGGCCUGCCUUACAAAGUCUACCCCUCUCACGAAGGCGUGCUGACGGAAAAAAGAAAACAAAGGCGGAUUAGAACGACGUUCACUUCGGCACAAUUAAAAGAAUUAGAAAGAGCCUUUCAAGAAACGCAUUAUCCGGAUAUUUACACCAGAGAAGAAAUUGCGAUGAAGAUCGACCUCACGGAAGCACGAGUACAGGUCUGGUUCCAGAACAGAAGAGCAAAAUUUAGAAAACAAGAAAGGAUCGCCCAGCAGAAGUCGUCCGGUCCGGGCAGCGUCACGUCGGCCGGCGAAGUUAAAACGGUGGAUGCUAAAGGAAAAGAUAAACCACCAUCCCCGCACACGCCAAGUCCGCAGGACAUUAAACCCAUCAACGGUAUAGGGAAGUUGAGCGAAGAAGUAGGAAACAACAACAAAUGGAACCAAAUGGGAAGUCAAAAAGAACUUGGAGGACCGUUUUCCUUGUUAAGUUCCGCUCCCGGAUAUUUGCUCAGCCCAAGUCAUCACCUCCACGGCAACAAACUGCCCAGCAACCACCUCUUCUGAACUCCGCCCUUUUACAACAAUUAACCACCCUUCCCUUCCAUCCGCUCUACAUUGUAAAUAUGUAAAUAUUAUAUUUAAUGAUUCGUUCACCCUAUAAUAAGGGAAGUGUCUAAAACUAAUUUAAAAAAUAAAAAGUAAAAAAAUAUGAAUGCUGCUUACUCCGAACGAGCUGGGCGGAGGAGAGGGCUGCCGAAUAAAAUGUCUUGCCGAUAUCUCGUCCUUAUGGUUAUUAAAGAAAAAAAAACCGGUAGAUUUUUUUGUUGUUACCUUUUUAAUUGUUCGUUAAUUUAAGCUGAAAAAAAAGGUUUCGACGUAAAAAUUUCACAAUACUCUACGCUUCCUGGAUACCGUCAAUGGCAUACAUUUUUAGAAAAGGUUGAAUAACAAAACAGGGAGAAAUUAACAUUUCGCGGUAAACAAAUAGCAAUCUUUGAUAUAAAAAAAGUGUCAUGCUAUCUGUUUAUUGAUCUUUGUGAUCAUUGUCGUUUAUAAAUAUGUAAAUAUAAAUCAAGUCAGUCAGAGAAUGCCUCAAUUUUUUUACUUGCUUACUUAAUUACUUAAAACAAGAAUAAUAACUUUUCAAUGAAAAUGACUGACAAAGGAGAUAAGCGAUGAAGUUUACGUUCUAUUAACAAAAAAUUACUUAAUAAACUGAUUAUUAAAAAACCAAUCACUUGUCUGUAAUGUUCAAAAACGUUUUCCCUUGGUAUUUGAAUGUUACACUAGAACCAUUGUGUAGCACGUACUUUUUAAAUUGA